Engraulis encrasicolus (European anchovy) is the source of this 4882-nucleotide messenger RNA. RefSeq names its product interleukin 22 receptor, alpha 2 (gene il22ra2). Gene Ontology annotation, cellular component: plasma membrane. The coding region runs from base 1 to 735 and encodes 244 amino acids. Gene Ontology annotation, biological process: cytokine-mediated signaling pathway. The record is from RefSeq and is a predicted model, not a curated record. Gene Ontology annotation, molecular function: protein binding; cytokine receptor activity. Lineage: Eukaryota; Metazoa; Chordata; Actinopteri; Clupeiformes; Engraulidae. The transcript is spliced from 6 exons.
AUGACCAUCCGUCACACAGACGGACGCAGAUUCAGCCCUACCUAUCUAAUAAUUUUGCUUUUUCUCCAUUGCCAACUCACUUUUUUCAUUUUUUUUUUAGUUACCUCAAAUCAGGGUGAUGACACCCCCUUGACACUGGACCUCAGAUUUCAGUCUCUGGAUUACAGGAAUAUCUUGCACUGGAAACUACAACCGACCACCUCAGUCAACGUUGUCUUCUCAGUGCAGUUUAAAAUAUAUGGCGAGAAGCAGUGGACAAGCGUAAGGCACUGUCAGAACAUAACAGCGCUGCAGUGCGACCUCAGCAGACAGACAGCUGACCCGAGAGAGUGGUAUUACGCCAGGGUGCAAGCAGCGACUAAUGGCGUCCAAUCAGAAUGGGUCAUGAGCUCUCGCUUCCAUCCUCAGUGGGAAUCACGGUUCAGCCCACCAAAAAUGAAGCUGAAUGUGACACAACACAGUGUGGUGGUUCGGGUCCGUCCACCUCGAACUCCUCUGAGAAGGGACGGUGGACAACGAGUUCCCGUAACCAGAUACCAAAGGCUCACGUUCAGGAUAUACCUGCUUCAUGAUAAUGUCAUACAGGAGCAACAUGAAAUGGACAGCUCUGCCUUAGAGUUUGCCUUCACGAACCUGGAUCCCAAAACGACGUACUGCCUGCAAGCUGAGUCCAUGGUCCUUCGACGGGGUCUAGUGAGUCGGAGGGGGCCCAAGAAGUGUUUCACCACCUCCUAGCCAGAGAAGGAUAAAGCAAUGAGGAACCAAGCACAGGAGAAGGCUGCAGACCGUUACAGUACAUCCAUUGCACUUGAACACGGAACCCAAAAUGCCCCCACCCCCCCAUGACCUCAUGUGGUACUUUGCACAUUGCAUAGUGUUUGGUAUAACGGCGAAUAGCAGAGCAGUGCUGGGCAAUGCAUGUUUUACAACACAUUUAUUUAUCCUUGACAUUCUUUGACUGCAUCUCUGCAGACACAGAACUUUCAGAAGAACCAUGAGUAGUGUUUUUAAUCUGUUCACCAAUACCUCAGUAUAGUACUGUGCAAAGGCAUUUGUCUAAAUUAGAAUAUUGUUGUUAUAUGAUUGGUGUUGUUUCGUGUGUGUGUGUGUGUGUGUGUCUGUGUAUUUAUUGGAGUGACUUUGUCUUUAGCCAGACAUAAAACAAAUCUACAAUUAAUAGUGCAAUUAAAUUCACAUUACAAUUACAUUAUAGUACACUUCUCUGACGCCUUCAUCCAAAGCGACUUAGUUUGCUUACAGGGUAUUGGUUACAGUCCAUGGAGCAGUGUGGGGUUUGAUGCCUUUCUACAGGGCGCUGCAUCCAUGGAUGGAUAUGUGGGGAGAAGGGUGGGAUUUUAACCCGCAACCUUCUGAACAUUUGCCAAUUAUCUCACUAAUGAAGUGUCAUCGAUGUGGACAGACACUAUGUUUCUUUUUAAGUAAACAGUCAAACUUGAAAUCCAAAUACUGUGCAUUUAGCUUCGACACAUUUAGUGCAGUACCUGACUGUGUGACACCAGGGGUGAAUUUCUCAAAACCAAAGUUGCUUUCUACAUUAGCUACUUUGUUGUUUUCAAUGCAUUUUCCCAUUGGCAACUACCGAAGUUGCUAACAGGCUAACAACUUCCCUUUUGAGAAACUCACCCCAGUUUUGUAAGAUUCAUUAGUGGUUUACAUGACCCCAUUGUGGUGUGCUGCAAGAAAACACUUCAUGCAGAGACUUUGGGAAGCAGGGGCCUAUCCUACAAAGCUGGGGUGAAUUUCUCGAAACCAAAGUUGCCACAUUAGCUACUUCGUUGCUUUCAAUGCAUUUUCCCAUUGGCAACUACCGAAGUUGCUAACAGGCUAACAACUUCCCUUUUGAGAAACUCACCCCUGGUUCAGGAGUAAACCAGGUUAAGAGGUAAAUCAUCUAAUAUUGAGGACUCCUGGCUCCUCUAUUAGAUGAUUUACCUCUUAACUUAACCUGGUUUAUUCCUGAACCAACUUUAUGGUCUAUGACCUAUCCAUGUCCUUUACUUUUGCCCAUUAAUGUGGGUGUCCAGGCCUACAAUACAGGGGAAAGCACAACAAUUGUUUUGUACAUAUUUUCAUAUACAGUAAUGUAACAACUAUUAAAAAGUCUUAUUUCUUUUAAUAAAUUUCAUGUUUCAAAAUCAUUGUUAAGACAAAAAUUGGCAAUUUCUACACAUCUCAGAAUAAAGGGGAAAAAGUGAGAUAUCCUGGUCAGUCUUCUUUAUUUGAGGGUAUCCCAAUGAAUCAUCUUACAGAAGCUUUCAACCUGCACAUUUACAGUCCUGUCAAAAUGCCGUUUCUUUGAACUGCGUUUAAAAGCAACUAAUUGUAAUCAACUUAUCUCUUGUAAUGUAAAAUUUGGGGCAGCUGAAUUCAUGCAUUAAAAAAGACAAGCAGUUUUUUUUUUCAAGUAAAUCUCAUUAUUGCUUUUCUAUGCCAUAUAAAACCAGAAACCUCGUGAAAAAUAUGGACUUUGAGGACUAAACCAAACUCCAAACCCAACUGAUACAUUCAACAGCUCUCUGUAUUCUAACAGACUUCAAGAAAGACAGUUUAAGCAGGAGAGCAAUUUCUGUGACAGACACUGGACAAAAAAAUAUAUAAAAGACCAUCUCAGGACAGGAAAAAUGGAAAGAUGCAGGAAUCAUUCCUGACCAGAAGAAGUUAGAGCAGCAUUCUCAGGAAAUGGUAUGUUCUGUAUGUUCCAGAAUGUAGCACUUAACUGUGCAGUUUGUCAGGACAACCUUUAAAAAAAAUCUAUUUCAAUGUUCAUAAACUGUAUACAUACUGUACAUACAGCCUUUGUUUACUGUGCAAAAGAUGUACCUAUUGGCAGGCUCUUCACACAGUUGCCAAACCAAAAAAAUAAAAUAAAAUCUAAGGAUGUUGGUUUAAAAGGCAGACAUUUGUUCAAAUACAAAUUCAUUCGUGAAGAACGGAAAAUGAUAAUACAAAGCAUGAGAACUUUCUCACAGCAGGCCAAGACAGAAGCCCUCCAGUGUGGUGUGCAUUUCCUCACGACUCUUCAUGACAAUGGAGAUGCAGGUUGGUUAUGGAGCAAAGUACUGAACACCAAACCCAACCAAAAUGUAAACCAAACAAAUCAGAGGCACCUUGAAACGACAACUUGCAGAGAGAGACUUUGCAGAGUUACCGCUGUGUGUGUGUGUGUGUGUGUGUGUGUGUGUGUGUGUGUGUGUGUGUGUGUGUGUGUGUGUGUGUGUGUGUGUAAAAGGCCUUGUGAGGAUAACUGCCCUCAUAAGGAGAUGGGGUUCUUGUGUGCUACCGUUUUCCCAAACUGAUGGUGCCUUAACAUUGCUCUUCUUUAAUGCUGCAGGAAUGAAGUCCAUAUUUUGUCAUAAGGCAAAUACGAGUAACAGACCAGUGUAAUAUGAACUUAAUCUGAUGGGUUACACUGAUUUCGCAUGAUCACACAAUGUCACAAUAUCAUUAAACAAGCAAUCAAUCAAACAUGUGCAGUGAUUUUACAUCUCUACUGCAGUACAGUAGUCUGUUUCAAAAAAAAAAAAAUGAACUCUUGAGGGAACGAUCAGAUGUCUCAUCUUAAAAGGUACACUGUGUAAGAUUUUUAGAUGUUUAUUUCCAGAAUUCAUGCUACCCAUUCACUAGAGUUACCUUUUUCAUGAAAACUCACCCCCACCAUUAAAUUCUAAGCAUUCAUUAUGACUGGAAAAUUGCGCUUUUCAUACAUGAAAGGGGGGAUCUUCUCCAUGGUCUGCCAUUUUGAAUUUCCGGAAAUGGGCAUUUUUAGCUGCAAAAUGACUGUAUUUGGGCCAUACUAGAAAAAACAAGUUUAUUACUUAAUAAACUUUCACGAAAAGAUCAAAUUUGGCAAUAGGCAACCCAGUUUCAAUGAGCAGCAUAGUUGCAGUACCUUUUUUGACCAUUUCCUGCACAGUGUACCUUUAAGCACUUAUGUGGAUAAAACUUUUAACAGUGCCGUCUCCGCUAAACUAAAAAAAAAAAAGAAGUCUUCAGCUGAUCACAGCUCACUUCAGUACAACACCCCAGGGCACCUUGGCUGUAUAUAUACACAGUACAACACUACACGUACACAUCAUAAACACUGUAGGGAUGGAAACAAACAUCACAACGGUAAGAAGUACCAAAUAAAAAGCUUGAUGUAAAAAAUAAAAAAAAAAGGCAAAAAAACAAAAACAAAUGAGGUUUGUUCGAUUACAUGGAGCAUAUACAUGUGGUAAUGCCCUGGUCUUAGUUCUGAGGGGUCUGGCAUUCACACUGCACAAAGAUGUGCAUUCCAAUACGCAACCUUGCGUCCUCCACUUGUACUUGUGGCCUCGUACCAGGAAGUAAUACGUCGGGAUGACAUCACUGACAACCGUAUUGUAUUUCAAUAACUUGCAAAAGCUCAAUUGUAAAGUCAUUUUCUCAUUUUCAAACAGAAUGUUAAAUGAAGAAUAGUCCCCCCAAAUUUGUGUUGGCUAGGCUGACAGCGGGGAAACUUAAUUGUUUUCUCCACGGAGGUGGGGCAUCAGCAAAACGUGAGGCCACAAGCCCAAGUGGAGGACGCAAGGUCGCAUAUUGGAAUGCACUCAGAAUGGAAGGAGGCAGGAUGCCAUUUUUCACAACCUAAAACUCUGGAAUGAUCACUUCAUGGAUUAAACAUUUCUUUUAAAAAUGUCUUUCGUCAUAUUAAAUUACCUAGCAAUAAAAUACAGAUAUAAAUAAAAGAGAACAACAAAAAGAGGUACAAAUCCGACAAUGAGACACCAGUAGCAGGGGGCCUAGGUUAAGGUCAGUUCGCAGCCAGCAUGAGGAUGGCCGGUUUAUAAGAACCCCAAAUCCAAACAAACACACAUCAGGAAAUCCAGUGAUUCUGACAAGG